CGCGUUUCACAUUCCUGACAUUCCGACCUCAGUCCCUCCUCGGUUACUUAUUAUCGCCGCCUGCUCUCUCCAUAAUCAUUCCACAGUGAGAGAGGCAGAGAGGGGGAGCAACAUGAGACGCGCUUAACUCGACUAAAAACCAAAAGGAAAUAUUGGAAAUACUCUGAAUUUGACUUCUAAUCCGGGGUUAGGAUGUGCGCCUGAGCUGGUUCACUGCGGAUUUAUUUAAACAUUUUUUAAGUUGACAAGAAGCAGAUCUGCUGACACUUUCCGAGAACCUCCCACACUUAACAAUGUCGUCCACAGAGGAGCCGUCUGGCACAGUCCUACACCGUCUCAUCCAGGAGCAGCUUCGCUAUGGAAACCCCACGGACACCCGCACCUUAUUAGCCAUCCAGCAGCAGGCUCUGCGUGGAGGCAACGGAAACAACAGUGGACCCAGCAGUGGAGGAGAAAUGAGCAGGAGCCCACAAUCAUCUCUGGAGAGUCUGACUCUGGAGGACCCAUUGCUCCCUCAGCUCUCAGCAAGGCAGGAGCCUCAAGGCCAAGAGCACCAAGGAGACUACCUUGACUCAGAAAGCAGCUACCAGCUGCAUGGCGAGAAGCUGCCCACUUACGAGCAGGCCAAGGCACAUUCCCAGUACCUGUCCUCUAACUGGGCCCACAGAGAGCUCCACGGGGGGCAGCUUCUGCUGCAUGAUGGGACAUUCCACCAAGAGGCAGAUCUGCUGGAGCACAAGUGCAGCCACGUGCACUCACUCAGCGAGCAUCGCUUGCAGAUAUCUCUGGAGAGGAGGGAUGCAGCAGCUAAGGCAGAGGCCGUCAGAGCCAACUCUCAUAGUUACCCCGAGCUGCCUUAUUACACACCUCAGUACAUUCAGAGCAUGGGGCAAAGCACAGACAAACAGAUCCCACCUCCAGAGUACACCUCUCCCCUCCAGGGCCAGGGAUUCAUCCCUCAUCAGGUCCAAGAACCAGUGCAGGCUCAGCAGCACAGGUAUGUUCAGUCUGCCCAGCCUGGGGAAGCCCCUAGCUACAGCACAUUCAACAGCCUGACACCUGCUGGAUUGGAGGAGCCCAACCAGCUGGAGCUGCUGAUGAUGGAGAAUGAGAGGCUGAGGCAGGAGCUGGGAGCACACAGGGAGAAGACGGGCAGAAUUCAGAAGCUGGAGCAGGAAAUUCAGCGUAUUUCCGAGGCCUAUGAGACAUUGAUGCAGGGCAGCAGUAAGAGAGAAAACCUGGAGCAGACACUGAGGAAAAGGCUUGUGGCUGAAAUCAGAAGGCUGCAGGAUUUCAACAGAGACCUUAGAGAAAACCUGGAGAAUGCCAGAACUCAUGUUGCAAAGGAAGUAAAGGCAGCCGACCAUAAUCAACACAUUAUGGCUAAACUCCUUGAACAAAAUGAGGAGCAAAACUACGAGCGGGAGCGUGUGGAGCGGGAGCUGCAGCGUUUGCGAGCAACCGCGGAGGAGCAGAGCCUUAGGACAAAGCGGCUCGACGAGGCCCUGGAGGCCGCUCGGGCAAGAAGUCGUAAACUCGAGGAUGAGUUGGGGAGAAAGAGGGCGUAUGUCGAUAAAGUUGAGAGGCUUCAGAGUGCACUGGCUCAGCUGCAGUCCACCUGUGAGAAGAGGGAGAGCCUGGAGAUGAAGCUGAGGACGAGGCUAGAGCAGGAGCUGAAGACUCUGAGGGCUCAACAGAGGCAGUCCCAGCCCCCAGAAUUGACCAUGAAUUCGCUCCAGGAGCGGCUACGUGAGCGUGAGGAGCGAAUCCUGGCUCUCGAAGCCGACAUGGUGCGCUGGGAGCAGAAGUACCUGGAGGAGAGCACAAUGAGGCAGUUUGCCAUGGAGGUAGCUGCCACCGCUGCUGCUCAGAGAGACACCACCAUCAUUAACCACUCUCCCUGCCACUCCUCCAACAACAGCUUCAACGAGGACCUGCCCGUUGCUGACCAAAGGAACCAGGAGAUGGAAAACAGGAUUCGAGCUCUUUAUGCUCAAAUUUUGGAAAAAGAUGCCGUGAUCAAGAUCCUCAACCAGCGGCUGCACCAGGAUCAAAACCCAAAGGAGGAGCAGAGUUGCAGAACAAAUCUCUUGAAGACAACACGGUCUCCGCUUCGGGCUGCCUCCUCCACUCCCUCGAUCUACACCACCAGCACUACGAGUAGAGGUAAAAAUCUGUCAGACGAUCAAACAGUUUGUCAGUUUUCUGCUCAAUCUGAACCUUCAACGCUGGAACGGCAGCAAGAGGGAACCAAAUCCAGAGAGCCCACCAGCACUACUGAGCUAACCAGUGACAAAACAGCCCCCAAGAAGCUGCUGUCCAAUCCCUUCAGAGGCCUUGAUGAUCUGGAGUCAGAAGCAGUGGAAAUCUUCAUUUGAAUAUCCAGGAGUUGAACUCUGACUUGGGGGGGGGGGGGGGGCCUCCGUUUAUCUGUGAAGACUGCCAGAAUAAAGACUAAUUACUGGAUCUGAGACUGUUAAGGAAAGAGAGAAAUUAGAUUUUUAGUGUCAGAGCUGUGCUCCGACACCGUCUGGAUGCUCCAACCCCGGCUGCUGGCGGCUCUGACGAGCAGAGUGACAAAACACGGACAAUCCGAGGUACUUGUUGGACAGUAUUGUGGUUUCUAACAUAUUCUCAUAGAGUGUAUGCCAAAAUAUUUAUAUAAAUCUCUCUACUUACUUACACAUUUUUAAAAAUGCUGCUUUUCCUCUUUAUUGUCCCCCUUUGUUUCGUUUCCCAGUAAGUUUAAAAGCUAAACACUUAUCUAAUCUGGUUUCCACAUUCCCCGAAUAUUAACUCAAGCCUCAUACAUAAAUAUUCAAUCAAGGGUGAGCUAUGUGACCUGUAUUCCCCUCGCUCUCUUAAAAAAUGUGGAUUUAAUCUUGAGUAAUCGCAUUCUCACAGAGAUUUUAUCUCUUUUGAAGACUUGCCCGAUUUCAUUGUUUUUUUUUUUUUUAUUUAAGCUGAUAACAUGAGAUUUAGAGCUGUCCCUGGUCAUAUUUCUUCAGCCUGAGGAGCUGGAUCUGCUGAGGAUUUUGAGGAAUGUGAUCAGCGAGCUGCUUAAUAUAUUCAUUUUUUUUACACAGAACUGGUGUAAGAUUGUGAUGUUGGGAUGUUGUUUUUAUUAUUAUUUUUUUCGUGUGUGAUGCUGAGUGCGUGCCUCGAUGUGGCGACCCUGCUGGUUUGGAUGCCACUGGGGGGCAACAAAAGGUGUUUGGUCUUUUCUGUUUUGUUUACUGUGAGCUGUGAACUAACAAGCAGUUUAAUUAAUUUUAUCAUAUGUUUUAUACAGAUAUUGUUAUUUUUAGAUACAGUAGUGCUUUCAGGAGAACGCCAAAGAGUUUGUGUAUGGUAUUUCUAAGUUAUGUGCCGACAAUCUUGUUGAGAUGGACACCGCUGAGCGUGUUUUGACUUCAAACAGGCAUUUGUGUGAAUGUAACUGUGUGAAAGUUUUCACAUGUGAAAUUGUGCAACAUUUCAUAAAGCAAUAAAAGUUUCUAAUAUA
Molecule: messenger RNA, 3505 nt
Organism: Nothobranchius furzeri (turquoise killifish)
Lineage: Eukaryota; Metazoa; Chordata; Actinopteri; Cyprinodontiformes; Nothobranchiidae
Gene: amotl2b
Product: angiomotin like 2b
Biological process (GO): regulation of cell migration; actin cytoskeleton organization; establishment of cell polarity involved in ameboidal cell migration
Cellular component (GO): bicellular tight junction; plasma membrane; cytoplasmic vesicle
Source: RefSeq, a predicted model, not a curated record